AUGGAUGCCUGCGCGAGAUUCACCUCCGGACUACAUGCAUAUGGGAUAUCUUGUGAAGCAAAUCAUCUCAACAAUGAGAUCCUUGUCGGCGGCGGCAUGUUCACACAGCGUAACUGCUCCGAUAAGCCUCUGGAGAAAAUUGAGAAUUUUUUGAGUACGGUGUGGUGGCCAUCGACGGUUGGACGCACAACAUGUAAGAUUGCAGAGCCAGGCUCGUUGAAGGCUGACCAAUGGCGAAACCUCAUGACGAUCUAUGUGGUCACUCUAUAUGUCGCAUGGGAGAUCGACGGCAAAAUCCCGGACUAUGAAUCCCCUCGUCCCAGGCCCACCACAAAUGUGGGCAAAGCAUUCGCAUGCAAGGAAGAGAUGCUGCGUGAAUGUCAUCAAGCAUAUGUUGCAGAGAAUCCAAAUCCAACAGAUGCUGAUCACAGGUGGGCUGAGGAUGCAAAGCUGAACCAAAACUAUUUACAGCAUUACAACAAUGUCCUCGAGCUCUGCACAGCAAUGCGGAUCUGGUCUUCACGCUUAAUCUCUCCUGCAGAAGCUCUUCGCACACAUGAAUGUCACUUCAGGGCUUGUCAAUCAUGGGCAUACAUGGGAUCACAUUUGAUGCCGGUAUUUCACAUGUCGACUCAUCUUUCGGACUACAUUCUUCACUUGGGACCUGUCUAUGCUUGGUGGACUUACCCCUAUGAGCAGAACAAUGGGUUUCUCGGUCAGUUCAAGAAUAAUGGCCACACUGGAGGGGAGAUCGAGGCGACGAUGAUGCAUGGCUGGGUCAAAUGUCAGCUCAUCAAUGACUUGAUCUUACACUUGGAUGGACUGGGUCCUGAGAAGACGGAAGACGAUGAGAAGAUACUGCGCAAACUCCGAGAACUUAUCAAGGGUGACACCAAGGCGACACGACAAUGA
Messenger RNA from Sparassis crispa, 912 nucleotides. RefSeq lists its product as hypothetical. Bases 1 to 912 code for a protein of 303 amino acids. The record is from RefSeq and is a predicted model, not a curated record. NCBI's taxonomy places the organism in Eukaryota, Fungi, Basidiomycota, Agaricomycetes, Polyporales, Sparassidaceae. The transcript is spliced from 4 exons.